Messenger RNA from Stegastes partitus (bicolor damselfish), 5232 nucleotides. RefSeq names its product sorting nexin 2 (gene snx2). Lineage: Eukaryota; Metazoa; Chordata; Actinopteri; Pomacentridae. Gene Ontology annotation, cellular component: endosome membrane; endosome. The record is from RefSeq and is a predicted model, not a curated record. The transcript has 15 exons. Gene Ontology annotation, biological process: early endosome to Golgi transport. Gene Ontology annotation, molecular function: phosphatidylinositol binding.
CUCCCCGCCGUCACUCCGCCGCUCUCCGCCUCUGUGUCGGCGGCUCUGCUAGCUCUCUGUUAGCCCCCAUCGGCCACCGACCACCGGAUCAUGGCGGACGCAGCCAGGGACCCUCCGCCGGAGAGCACCGACUUCCACGAGCUGGAGGACGGGGAGGAGCUGUUCCCGGAGCCGGCGGCCGCUCCGGAGGAGUCACAACCAGCCAGUUUAAACGCCGAGGACAUCAGCACCAACUCCAACGGACCCAAACAGGACCUGCUAUUCGACGAUGAUCCAGAAGAUCUGUUUGCAGAGGCCACAGAGGAGGUUUCGUUGGACAGUCCGGAGAGAGACGUCCUGCUGUCGGACGGCCCGUCGCCCGCCAUCACCCCCAUAACUCCGCCCACCUCCGUCAUCACGCCACGCCUCGGCCACGCCCACGACGACAUGUUCACGCACUCUUCAUUCGACGAGAUUGAAGAGGAGGAAGGUGGCGAUUCCUUCGACAUCAACAUAUCGGUGUCCGACCCAGAGAAAGUCGGUGACGGGAUGAACGCCUACAUGGCCUACAAAGUGACCACCAAGACGUCCAUGUCGCUGUUCAAGCGCAACGACUUCUCGGUAAAACGGCGUUUCAGCGACUUUCUGGGCCUCCACAGUAAACUGGCCUCCAAGUAUCUGCACGUCGGCUACAUCGUGCCGCCGGCGCCGGAGAAAAGCAUCGUGGGGAUGACCAAGGUGAAGGUCGGGAAGGAGGACCAGUCGUCCAACGAGUUCGUGGAGAAGAGGAGGUCGGCUCUGGAGAGGUAUCUGAUGAGGACGGUGAAGCACCCCAUCCUGCUGAAGGAUCCCGACGUCCUGCAGUUCCUGGAGAGCUCCGAGGUAAAUCAGCGGCUUGUCAGGAUCCUCGGCUCACCUGCUCGUUAUCGGCGCACCUGUUAAACCGCGGCUUCGAACAAGAUGAGCAUCAGGAUGAACCAAUCAGACGCUUGGUUUGAGGAGAAGCAGCAGCACUUUGAGAACCUGGACGUCCAGCUGAGGAAGCUCCACGCCAGCGUCGAGUCUCUGGUCUGCCACAGGAAAGAGCUGUCGGUGAACACGGCCCAGUUCGCCAAGUCGGCGGCCAUGCUGGGUAACAGCGAGGACCACACGGCGCUGUCCAGAGCGCUGUCCCAGCUGGCCGAGGUGGAGGAGAAGAUCGACCAGCUGCACCAGGACCAGGCCAACGGGGACUUCUACCUGUUCUCUGAGCUGCUGGGGGACUACGUCCGGCUGCUCACCGCCGUCAAGGGCGUGUUCGAGCAUCGCAUGAAGACGUGGCAGAAGUGGCAGGACAGCCAGAUGCUGCUGCAGAAGAAACGAGAGGCCGAAGCCAAGCUGCAGUUCACCAACAAGCCGGACAAGCUGCAGCAGGCCAAGGACGAGAUCAAGGAGUUGGAGGGAAAAGUCCAACAAGGCGAACGAGACUUUGAGCAAAUCUCCAAAACCAUCCGCAAAGAAGUCAGCCGGUUCGAGAAGGAGCGAGUGAAGGACUUCAAAACCAUCAUCAUCAAAUACUUGGAGUCGCUGGUUCUGACACAACAGCAGCUGAUAAAGUACUGGGAGGCCUUCCUGCCCGAGGCCAAGGCCAUCUCAUAGACCACCGCCUGGCUCCGGUCCAACUACACUACCCACGAUGCACCUGUCCUCCCAGCUCUCCCCGCUGCUCCCGUUUAAUCACCGAGUCGAGAAAAAAGAAGUGAGGCAGCGAAUCAAGUGACUUUUCUGCAGUAAACAAAAACAAAACAACAAAAUUCAUCGUCUUUAAUUUUUGCAAAACUUUGCUUCCUUCAAAGAAAUCAACAAAAUUCUCAUGUGGAUUUUCUUUUUUUUUUAAAUCUGAAACCUGCGCUGGGUUUUAUUUCCAGGACUGUGAACGCAGCACGAGUUUACAGCUCCGGCGACGGCUUCGUUUUCUUCUCCACGCAAACGGCGUCCGACGGUUUUCACGACUUUUAUUUAUUUGUUCCAUCGACGGACGCGAAGAGGAAACGCAGGAGUCGCUCGCUGUCCUCUUGUUUCUGAGGUUUUUCUUUUUGAACGAUGAUCUCAUCGUUGCUCCACAAAAACGUCGACGCGCCAACAUAAAGAAACAGCGUUUGUACGGAAGCUCAUUGCGACCACAAAAAUAAGAUCAGAACCGAUAAAAAGUUUGGAACGAUAAAAAAUAACGAUAAAAAAAUUAGAAUGAAAUCAAAAGUUGUAAGAAAGUUUUAAAAUCAAAGUGACCUGCUUUAUUGACAUUUUUAUCACAAAUUUUCACCAUAAAAACAACUUUUCUAAGACCUGUUCCUCCUAAUCACUGCUUUCAGUCAUUUUCUGCAAAAUAAGUAAAGAAUGAAGCGUAAUAAUAUUGAUUAAAUAUUCUCCACUGCUUUCUUUUGCAAAUAAAACUGACUGGAAGAAGUUAAGUAAUUAGAAGGUUUAAAAAAAAAAGAAAAGAAAAAGCUGAUUGAUCAUCAGAAAUCCCCCCAAAAAACUAAAACGCCAAAAAAUUGUCCGUAAAUUGAGAAUAUUUUGGCAUUUACAUUAAAUUAAUAACCAUUUAAUCUGUGUUGUAUUCUGAUUAAUUCUGAUUUUUGGAGCAAAGCCACCAACACAAAUUAAUAUUUUAUUUAUUCAUAUUACCAAAUUAAAUAUCGAUAUAAACUGAUUGGACACAAAAAGACAUUUGACCUGAAAAACAAAACAAAACAAAAACAAUGAUCGAGCACUUAAUAAUAUUAAUUGAUUGAGAGCACCAUUACAUUUUAAACAACAAAUGAAACCUUUUUAUUUUGCGUAUAAAGUCAUUAAUGAACCUCCACAUCCAUAUUUUACCGGUUUUGACUCCAAACAAAUAAAUUUUUUUUCUUGUUUUCGUGGCGUGAAUGAGCUUCCAUACCGGGUCCCUAAAAACUACAUUUCCCAUGAGCAGCAGCGGCAGCAAAGAAAGACAGAACUGAAGGGAAAAAAGAAAAAGUGACUUUAUUGAAUUAUCCAUCGAGCCCGACGCACCUGUAACUUUACCCGGCAACAGAAUCUAAAAGCUCCGUGAUUGGACGCUUCGCGCUGCUGCAGUGUCUUCUGGGAGUUGUAGUUCUUUUCUCCAAACAGUUUACUUUUUCGAGCGUUUUUUAUUUUCUUUGUUUUUUUUUUGCUCGAAACAUGAAUGUGAAAACAAACAGGACCUCGAACGCCACACAGAUCACCGACCCACUUCGUGAGAGUUUUAUCCACUUCGACUCGCUUCGGGUAGUUUCAACAAAUCGGGAGCCGCUAAAAGCCUGAAAACGAACCACUGAGUCGGAGCGUUUCUGUGAGAUGUGAAACCGAUCCGGAGUCGAAGGACGACCGACCGACCGCAUCCUUCGCUUUACGUGUCUUGCUCUUCCUGUCACCUGUCCAGUGACAUCACUUCCUGUCGUGCCCUUUCCUGUUUUUGUUUUUGUUGCUGUAUGAUCGCAAGUGAAGGCAACGUUUUUCUGUUUCUGUUUCCCCUCUCUGAGGCGGAAGAAUCUCACUUCCUGGUUCGGUUCACGGAAGCUGCAUGAAAAUGUAGAAACCCAGAGGAACCAUCUUUAGACGUAGAACAUCCGUUUGUCUGGUCGGCGGCGGUUUGGAUCACGUCUGGAUGUUCCAGCAGUAGAAAAGGACGAUUGAUCCGCCGGUUCAUCCAGAUGACAAACGACGUCCUUUAACGGUUUUAAUAAGUUACUGCAUAAGCCUGAAAGUAAAAUUCACGGUUUGGAAACAUCAGCUGCUGGAGUUAGUCCAUAAAUCCAACAGUGGUCGUGUACUGAGUUCAGCUUUUUACCCGUAGCAGCUUCGUUUCUUCCCCUAAAGGCUCAAACAUGGAAACCAGUUGGUCCAAGCGUCACCAGUUGGGUCUUCCUGUCUUGGUUCUAAAGGUUCCUAAGAGUCUCGUAGGUGUUGACCAACCAACGGACCAGCAGACGCCUCCUCCAGCUUCUAGCAGCUCAGUAGGCGUCAAACUAUUGAAGAAGCUUCGUUACUAUUUCAUUUUAGUCCACAUUCGGAGAUUGUAGCGGCCGGUGGUGGCGUAAAGUUAGCAGACCUUUAGCCAAUGACGUUUGGGCGUAAGUCCACGAUUUGACUUUGGUUCCAUUUCAGAACCAACACGUCUUGUUUUGGUCUAAAAAAGGAUCACGGUUCAGGUUAAAGUCCACCUGUUGGCCACUAGGGAUGGAAGUCUUUGAAUAUUUAGUCUCCGCCCAUAGCCGAUACCAUCACCCUAAACAGUAACACUUCAGGUACCUGGUUGUUCCACCAGCUUCUUAGCUUUUAAAACCGACCACCGGAGGCGGACCCUUCCAUGUUUGUAAAGUCUGUGAAGGAGCGCCAUGACAGAGAAUGAAGGUAUAAGCUAAGCUACAUCCGUCGUUUCAGGUCCCUCGAUGCUCGACGGUCGUAUCUGGAGAUUCGGUUUGUUAGAUUUCUGUUUAAUUACAUCUAAACCACUGACCUGGACGUAAAUAAACGGAGGAUUCUGUCCAACAAACGUCGGCGCCAUCGAAGCAAAACACAUCCAACAGCUUGAGACCAGCUCAUGAGACAAUACCAAAGUUCUACGUCAUUAUUCCACCGGUUCCUAACGACUCGAACCGGGUCGUUUCUAGUCGGCUGCAGCGUGAACAGAACCAGGACGCUUUUCUUCCUGAAGCUCUACUUCACCUCAGAGAGGAAACUGUGAUGUGACGUUUUUAAAGAAGAGACGAAGCGGCUCGUUAGCGUCGUUAGCUCACGACGCUACCAAGCCGCCGUCGGGUUCACUUGAAGCGAGGCUCAGGUGAGCGUCUGUCAGGUGAGCGUCCGUCCGUCCGUCCGUCCGUCCGGAGAUCAGCCUCAGACUGUGAUGAAUUCUUCUUCGGCUGUUUCUCUUCGCGUUGGUUUAACUUUUCGUUUCAUGAUCAGAAUAAAAUCCAGAAUCGGUGUUUUUUCAUCUCUCCUUUGAUUGUUUCUGAUUGUCACGUCGUUUUCUUCCCGCCCUCGUCCACGCCGAGUCUUAAUCACGUCGAUCGCCACCUUUUUGUAUUUUAGUUUGUUUUGCAGCCGAAUGAUGUGCAAUGUUUGAUCUGACGUUUUAUUUCACAGACGAUGAAACGCUUUAUCCGAGGAGAUUUUUUUAAACCGUUUCUUCUUCUUUUUUUGGUUUCGAUGUGACAUUCCUGCAGCAGACGUUUCAGUACUUUAAUAAAGGAAUGUGUUCAUCCA